Molecule: messenger RNA, 564 nt
Organism: Mollisia scopiformis
Lineage: Eukaryota; Fungi; Ascomycota; Leotiomycetes; Helotiales; Mollisiaceae
Product: ribosomal protein L16
Exons: 3
Coding region: 1-564 (187 amino acids)
Biological process (GO): mitochondrial translation
Cellular component (GO): ribosome; mitochondrial large ribosomal subunit
Molecular function (GO): structural constituent of ribosome; rRNA binding
Source: RefSeq, a predicted model, not a curated record
AUGCCUGAAAAGAAGAGAUCGCGGAAAGGUCGACCUCGUGUACCAACAGGAGGUUCUGCCAGAGGGACUACGAUAGUAUGGGGUGAUUAUGGCCUCCGGAUGUGCGAUCAUCACCGGAGAGUUAGUGCAUCUCAAUUGAAGAAUGGAGAAGAUGCUAUUAAAGUCCGACUGAAGGGCAUGCGAUACCGGCUGUAUAAGAGGGUGUGUGCCAGCAUUGGUGUAUACAGCAGUGGAAAUGAGGUUCGUAUGGGUAAAGGAAAGGGUUCAUUCGAUCACUGGGCAUCUAGAAUCGCUGUCAGCAAAGUGAUCUUUGAGCUGAAAGGAGAUAUUCACGAGCAAGUAGCAAGAGAUGCAUUCCGACUAGCUGGAAACAAAAUGCCAGGCAUGUACGAGUUCGUGAAGAAGGGAGAUCCUCCUGUCGUCGGUAUCACGAAGUUGGAUGGAGUCACAAUGGAGGAGCUCAAAAGACCGAGAAGGAAGAUUCCCUUGGGCUCAAUACCUGCCGGCUUGAUAUCAGAGACUACGUCGACCACAGUAUCAACAUCUACUUCCCCAGAAGCAUAG